UUAAGGACUCAGGAGCUCUUUGAGAAGAUCACGGUCAGUGGUCAUGUGAGAGGUGGAAAGCAGUGUUUCCUUGAGCUCUGGCAGUCUGCAGGGUUCUGCCGGUGGUGUGAUCACUGUGAAUGGAUCUUGCCAGGGAUCAGCAUUGUUUUAUUUUAUUGUAUUUGUUCAUGCAUGUGACUGAAGAUUUUGUAUAAACCCGUGCUUAACUGUUUUUGGACUUAAUAUGGAGUGCACUGGUUCAAACACGACCAGUAAACCUCGUGAUGCGUCUCCUUUGGAGGGGAAAAUGACACUCAGCUCGGUAUCGGAAGACAGUGGAAACAGAGAAAGUGGCAUUUCUCAGAUGGGAAAUUCAACCAGAAGUGACAGCGAGAUGCAACACGUGUCACGUGUCGCCCCCGUGAUGUCACCCACAUCCGCUACACGGCGCGUGAACCUGCCCGGUGUUAUGGACGCAGAGGGGAGAGUAGACGAGUCCAGGCUGAGGAUGUACAUAUUCAAAAAUGGUGGUGUGUCUCCAGAGGAGCGAGGCCUGGUGUGGCGCUUUUUAUUUGGAAUGUACCCGUGUGGCUCGACGACUCUAGAGCGCGCCCUGUUGCUGGAAGAACUGUCAGUACGUUACCAUGUUAUGAAGAGAAAGUGGCAACGUCUGCUUCCUGGAGCUGUUCAUCUGCGUCUUAAUGGCACCGAUGCUGAGCUGCUAGCAGCUGUGCAGUAUUUUGAAAAGAGACAGGUGAGAGAAAGCGAAAUGCAGCAUGACCAGUUCAAAUCAGAAGAGGUCAGGGAAAGGAUUUCCUUCCUGGAGCUUCAGGCACAGGUCCUUUUUGAACGGGUGACAUUUGACCUAGAAGAACUUCAGGAGGCUAUACGCAUUGUUGACAAAGACGUCCCGAGGACUGAUAGAGGCCUGGCCUACUACAAGGAUGAAGGCCUGGGUAAUCUCCUGGUGCUGAGAGAUAUCCUGAUCACCUAUGCUGCUUUCCACCAAGAGGUAAGUUAUGCGCAGGGUAUGAAUGACCUGUGCAGUCGCUUCCUGGAAGUUCUGGACUCAGAGGUGGACACGUAUUGGAGCUUUUGUAGUUACAUGGAAAAAUUUUCAAGAGACUUCUGUGCUGAUGGGCUACACCGCAAAAUCGAAUUGGAGGCAGCUCUGCUGAAAGAGUUGGAUCCUCAUCUUCAUGCUCAUCUUGUAAAAGACAAUUUGGAUAGUCUGACAUUCUGUCACAGGUGGUUGUUGCUGGGUUUCCAGCGCGAGUUUGAACAUAGUGAUGCUCUCAGGCUUUUCGAGAUUCUCAGCUGUGAUCAUCUGGAGCUCAUUUCCCAGCAGGUUGACCGGGCACGCUAUCAGGAGCGACUGGCUUACAAACACAGCCAGGACGAGGCUGUGACAGAACCUCAAUCUAUUAACAGAGAGUUCACAUUUGAAUUCUUCUUAUGUGCCACCAUUCUGCUGGACAACAGAGAUUCACUGCUCAGCUGCAGAAAUGAAGUCCAACUGCUACAGUUUACAAACAGCCUGCAGGGAACUCUGGACUUGAACAGCAGUCUAAAGAAAGCUGAGGAGCAUUUCUACAAUUACUGCAAGCGCUCAGCCAGCGAUCGCCUGAAUGAGCGUUACCGGAUACACAAGAGCAAAGGGGAGCCCUUCUUCUACCAGCUGCGCAAUCUCUUCUCCUGAACUAAAGGAGGGUUUUCUGGAUAUUUCUGGAAGAGGCCAGUUAAAAUGAUUGAAUUUGAGUAUGAAUUUCUGGAUCUUUCAGAGGAAAGAGUUCUUUGACAUGCACAGAAAUGUUAACAUGGCUAUAGACUGAAUAAUGCUGCUUAAAUAAGUGACUGCUUUAUAUUUACUCUGACCGGGCACAACAUUAUGACAUUAUAACAUCAUGACAGGUGAAGUGAAUAACACUGAUUAUGUCUGCAUCAUGACACCUGUUAGUGGGUGGGAUACAUUAGGCAGCAAGUGAUCAUUUUGUUCUCAAAUAUGACGUGUUAGAAGUAGGAAAAAUGGGCGAGCAUAAGGAUUUGAGCGAGUUUGACAAGGACCAAAUUGUGAUGUCUAGACGACUGGGUCAGAGCAUCUCCAAAACUGCAGAUCUUGUAGUGAUCAGGGUCACGGGCGGCCAAAGCUCAUUAAUGCACAUGGGGAGUGAAGGCUGGCCCGUGUAGUCCGAUCCAACAGACGAGCUCCUGUAACCUAAACUGCUGAAGAAAUGUAUGCUGUUAAUGUUUGAUAGGUCUGAACUGUUUUGUCAGCAAAAGGGGGACCAACACAAUAUUAGGCAGGUGGCCAUAAAGUUAUGCCUGGUUUGUGUAUGUAUGUAUAUGUGUAUUAGUCUGAUAAAUUGACUUCUAUUCCCAAUCCUGUUGAGUCCACACAGUAAAAUCCCUUGUAAAUUUAUACUUUAUUUAAAUUAUCUUUAGGGCAUUUUUUGUGCUGUACGUUCCAUGCUGUAGCACAUAGUACUCAUCAGAGCACACACAAAAAAAAGCUGAAUCUUCAGAUUCAGGAAUGUCUAAAAAGUUUGAUUGGGAACCACUGGUCUGGUAGCUUAUUGUCCAAAUAUCACUUCAAACCACAAAGAUCUGAUUUGCACAAUGUCAGCAUGUAGCAUGUAAAAUAAUUGUUGUUAAAAAAUACAGAGGAAAUGUUUACAGUCAUUGAAUAUGUUUGAGUUUUGAGAAUCAAGCAGCAUUUAUCUAAAUAAUGGCAUUGUGAAAUAGUUAACGAUUUACGGUCAGUGAAAUCCAGUUGCAAUUACAAUUACAGUUACAGUUAUUUGUUACUGUUAGAGGACUAGAGGUAAUCACACUAAAUAACCCUUUCAAUAAAUGUUUAUUUCUGCAAUAUUAAUUGAUUUAAAUUCAAAUAGUACAUUGGUAAAUAAAAUUUUUAGCUAUAAACAUUAUUAUGCAAAUUAUAUAAAGAAAAGUAAAGUAAAAAUCCUACUACAUGAUUAUUGCCAGGCAAUAGGCUAAAAAAUUAUGUUGCACAGAAUCCAAAAAGUAGUUAUAAUUUAUGAGUGGGUUUUUUAGUUUGUUUGGUUUUUUUUGGAUGAUUAUUGAUUCCCAGAAUAUAUUCACUACACAGUUUUGUUCUGAAUGUUUGGACCAGACCCCCUGUAGAUAUAUUAGAGUCUGAAAAUGUGCUGCUUCUUGACUAGUGAGUCAGAUUAGAUCAGGAUGUAAUAAUAGAAACACACAUAUGUACAGAGUAUUGAUGCUGAUCUCAGUAGGGUCUUACGUAGACCAGUGCACUGCUCCUUCUAGAAGAGCCUCUAAAGCGAAUCGCAGUCAAUAGUUAACGAUGCUCAAGUGUCAGUGGUUCAGAAUUGGACUACCCACUGGGACUUUAGCUCUUUUAAGGAAGGUGUGUCCUGCUGGCACAUACGUGCAUCUAAACACAAAAGGAAAUUACUUGUAUAUGUUUUAUUGAGGUUUAUGUUUUUUUUUUUUUAUGUUUGCAGAACAAUAUAUAUAUUUUUAGUGUUUUUAUUAAGUUUACUCAUACACAAAUGGUCCUUGUGUGACUGUGGCUUGUGUUGGGGGCGCUGCAGGGGAAUGCGAGUGUCAUUUAUUUUAAGAUUACUGUCACAUUUAAGUAACCUUAGCCAUGUGAGUCACUGAAUCAUUAAACAGAGGCCUCAUAGUAUACGCUGCUCUGCUUUUUCUGUACUGAAGAUGAAUAAACUGAGUGUAUUUUUUUA
Silurus meridionalis is the source of this 3704-nucleotide messenger RNA. Its product is annotated as TBC1 domain family member 25. The transcript has 10 exons. Gene Ontology annotation, molecular function: GTPase activator activity. The record is from RefSeq and is a predicted model, not a curated record. Bases 224 to 1678 code for a protein of 484 amino acids. Lineage: Eukaryota; Metazoa; Chordata; Actinopteri; Siluriformes; Siluridae. Gene Ontology annotation, biological process: activation of GTPase activity.